UAAAAAACGGUUUUAUAUCUUUUAUAAAUAAUUGAAAUUGUGUCUUGUUUAUAUUAAUGCAUUGAGUGCCAUGCGAAUUUAUAAGAUAAUCGUCGUCAGGCCACUUGCACUACUUAGAAGUGUGUUGAUAGUGUGAUAUAGCCAUUAUUUAUUAUUGUAGCAGAUAAUACUUACGUUUAGAACAAAAUGCUUAUAGACAUUAGUCCAACAUUUUAAGCGCCAAGUCUGUUUUAUCUUGUUUAUCGUUCGGUCCGCUAGAUGAGAUUUCAUUGAAAUUGCCUUAUGGCCGGGGAUCUGUUUAGGUUAGGACAAAGCAAUACAAACAUUUUUAUUCUGUUCUUUGUGAUUCUUGGUUCAGUGUAAACAAAAAUCUUUAGCCUUGAACGUAAAAAUGUCAGAAGAAGAGUAUGAAAGCGAUAAUAGUGAAAUUAAUUAUUCUAAAAAACGUAAAAUGUUUUCGUCGACGGAUGAAGAGAAAGAAACGUUUACAAUGUGGCAUGAACCGAUAGCUAAGCAACCAAAUUUAAUGUCUUUUACCAGUCCUUCUGGGUUUAUAAUUGAAAAUUUAAAUAUAAGUUCAAACGUAGCAAUAGAAACUUGCUAUGAACAAUUUGUGCCAGAUACAUUGUUCGAGGAAAUCGCUGAGCAAACAAAUUUAUAUGCAUCACAGCAAUUACAAAAUAAAUCCUCGCAGCGCUUAUGCAAGUGGACAUUGACAAACAAAAAUGAAAUAAAAAAAUUUUUUGGAUUAAUUCUAUGGAUGGGGUUAGUUAGAUUACCAUCAUUACAUUUAUAUUGGUCCCAUGAUCCUGCAUAUAUACAAACAUUUCCGAAAAAAGUCAUGUCCAGAAACAGAUUUGAAUUAUUAUUGAGAAUGCUACAUUUUGCAGAUAACAAAAAGAAUGAUGGGUCUAGUCGUUUGUAUGAAAUACAACCACUUAUAGACACUUUGGGAAUAACUUUUAAAAAAUAUUUUAAUCCAACAGAGGACAUAUGUAUAAAUGAAGCAUUGAUUCCAUUUAAUAACUAUAUUAUAUUUGGACAAUAUUUAAAAAAAGAACACAACAUAUGUGGAAUUAAUAUAUUUAAAUUGUGUUGCGAACCUGGUUACACGUAUGCCUUUCUUGUAUACAUAGGAAAAAUUAUAAAAAAAAACAACACUAUGCCCCCUGAAAUCGUAAUGUCUCUUUGUAAAGAUUUAUUCGAUAAAGGACACACGCUGUAUACCAAUGACUUGUAUACGAGUGUAGAAUUGGCAGAAAGAUUAAUCGAUAAAAAUAUUCAUUUAGUGGGAACAUUAAAUUCAAAUCAAUGGAAUCUUCCGCAGCAAGUAAUAUCGAAAAAGUUAAAACCGUGGGAAUCUAUUGCAAACGAGAAUGAAAAAGGAAUAACUGUUUUAAAAUGGAAAGAUAAGCGGGAUAUCCUACUUCUGUCAACAAAGCACUCAUCACAAUUGGUGAAUGUUAAAAGACGAUUAGAACAAAAGUUGAAACCACAAAUUGUAGUUGAUUAUAACAGAGGAAAGGCAGCUGCUGAUUUAUCUGACCUAAUGAGAGCCUACUAUCCACUACGCAGAUCUUUAAAAUGGUAUAAAAAGCUAGCUUUUGAGUUCUUAUUAAAUAUUGCAGUUAUGAAUAGUAUCAUUUUAUACAAAAAUAUCACAAAGAAGAAUAUCACUAUUAAUGAAUUUCGGAAGCAAUUAGCCCUAUACCUCACAGGUUCCUCGAAUGGAGAUAUUCCCUCUAGCAGUAUUGCAACUACUAUUAAACAAAUACGACAUAAACUCGAAAAAAAGCCUGGAAAAGUCUCUAAAAUGAGAAAAUAUUGUAAAUUAUGCUAUGAAGAAAGUGCGGCAAAAUAUGGUAGAGAAAUUGCUAGAAAAACUACUAAACAAGUUGCCACAUUUUGCAAUACCUGCGAAGGACAACCGUUUUUAUGUUUACCGUGUUUCAAUAAAAUGCAUUAAAAUUUUUUUGAUAAGAAAUUUUUAAGUAUAUUAAUAUAAUAAUGUAAUAAUUAAUUUUUAUUACAAAUCUUGUAAUAAAAAAAAAUAUAAUUUGUGUAAUAAGUAGCACUUGACAUGCUAAGAUAUAUA
Molecule: messenger RNA, 2095 nt
Organism: Polistes dominula (European paper wasp)
Lineage: Eukaryota; Metazoa; Arthropoda; Insecta; Hymenoptera; Vespidae
Product: piggyBac transposable element-derived protein 4-like
Source: RefSeq, a predicted model, not a curated record